AUGGUUGAGCUUGGCUGCACAGUUGACGGCAACAUGAAUGAAGCAAACUUCAGCGAGCCACUUCCAUGGAUUGGCUUAUACAUCGCAGCAGCAUCUCUAGCCUGUGCAAUUGCUUCGGCUGCGGAUAUUAUCUACGGUAUCCGCUCUCAAAAGUUCUGGUUCCCCAGCAAGUUCUGCCGCAUCAAUGCCACUUCAUUGACAAUUCUUGCAGUCGCAAUCAAACUGUCUAUAGAUCUAAAUACCCCAAUGCCACGCCGGGCUGAUCAGCUUACGAAGCUCAGCAGUGGAGUCUUGAUUUGCACACUGAUGGGCAACUCUAUGCCUUCUCUUGGAGUUAUGGUGAACACAGAACUUUUUACGAAUAUGAUCGCUCUUGGUAUAAUCGUUAUGACCGCUAUUGCUGAUAUAUGCAUCCAGAUAGGAACAGGAGUGAUCUAUCUGUAUUUGGAAGAGCAUGCAUUCACUAUGUUCUUCAUGCUCAUUUUGCUUGUGCUGUUGAGCUUUUCUGCUUUAACAGUGCCAACUACUAAGAGACAUUUAGAGACCAAAUAUAAGAAAAAAUAUGAAAUGGCUGUCGAAGAAUGCUCGAAUGACACUGAUUGUGAAGUGGAAACAAAUCUCAAAAAUGAUAUAACGAAAUUUUGGAUGAUGGCUCAUACCAGCAGCCCCCAGUUUGUGAUGGGGCGUUCCGUUAUAUGUACUGCUGCCAGCGUAUUCUGCCUCCUCAGUGCUGCGACUUUGACAGAAUCCAUGCUGAGAUCUUACUUAAUGCCUUGGUCAAUCAAGUUUUGCUCCGGUGAGUCUGAUUAUAAGUGGUCAACCAUCUUAAUUCUUAUAACACAGACCAUGGCCAUAGGAGUUGGUACUAUUGCCCCUGCAGUUAGAUGGUUCGCUGCUAUAAAUUUCAGGUGCCCGACAACAGGGAAGACUUACAGUUCAAGAGAAUUUAAAGUAGAGAGGUACUGGACCGAGUUUUUAGUAGAGAUGAAAGAGUGUCCAUUGUUCACCAUCAGAAUCCGUAGUCGAAGCUGGAGGAAAUUUGCCCACGACGCAAAAUUUACAUUCUUGAAUGUAUGCAUUGGCAUGCAAAUAGGAAUCGUAUUGGUGAGCAAAGUUAUUCGAUUCUUGAUGAGCAGCAUUUUAUCAUUCUCUAAACGCUUUAUAAAGUUGAUCAUGCUUAAAUUAAACAUCUCAUAUGACUCUGGAGCAGACCCACAGCCCAGCUCAAAACCUGAUCUUAGCCGUUUCGUUUUGCAUCUGGAAGGUGAGACCGCAUUAGUAGAAUUGAUGAUGAAGGAGAGUUGUGAUGCUACCAAUCACUGGCUGCAGAAGGGCAGGAAGAAACAGCCUAAACAUCUCAUACAAUUGUUGGAAAAAUCAUCUGAUGGACUCCAGGGAAUACAAGAAUUUGACAGCGACUUAGUUGAAUCUCUUGAUUCCGAAGAACCUCCAAACUGUUGGGCACUUCCAGUAGUAACUUUGACAGCCAUUGCAUUAGCAAUUCCAAACAUCAGCUGUGGUUUAAAGCAACAGUUGAAAAGUAGUGUGCAUGAAGGCCUCAUCCUUGUCAAACGAAUUGAGAAAAACAUGGAUAAAGAAGGAGACUUGCCCAACAUUAUAAAGGCAGCAUAUAUUGUGUGGCAAGGAGUUGAUCUAUACCAUAACUGGCUAGAUAUCGACCUUGAUAAAUCACCAUCCCAAGCAGAAACUGCAAAGGAAACGCUUGAAGGACUUGCCGAUGCUGCAAAAGAAAGGUAUAUGAAGUUUAAGAUUAGAUACAUGAAUGAAUGUUUAAAGGAAAUCCCUUCAAAUUGGCCCGUCAAGGUACUGGCUGCUAACUCCAUGUAUAGAAUAAGCCAAACAAUUCUACACUAUUAUGAACGAAGCAACAACAAGACCAGCGACAGAUUAUAUGAAGCAGUAACUAUCAUGAUCGCAGAUAUUCUGGGUGCUUGUCUCACCAACAUUCAACGUAUAAUAUUGCGCAAAUGUUUGAGCAGCUCAGUUGAAACGCGGGAAGAAAGUGUGCGCGAUGCAGUCUUCCUUAUGGGCGAAACAGAAACAAUUCUGAAACUUCUACACCAAAAAGCUAUUCCCACUUUAACUCCAGAAGAAAAAGCACAUAUCGAUGAAUGGCGUUCAUUUUACAAGCGGAAUAAUGCAGUUUGA
This is a messenger RNA of Mercurialis annua (annual mercury), 2169 nucleotides long. RefSeq lists its product as uncharacterized. NCBI's taxonomy places the organism in Eukaryota, Viridiplantae, Streptophyta, Magnoliopsida, Malpighiales, Euphorbiaceae. The transcript has a single exon. The coding region runs from base 1 to 2169 and encodes 722 amino acids. The record is from RefSeq and is a predicted model, not a curated record.